Molecule: messenger RNA, 1090 nt
Organism: Tarenaya hassleriana
Lineage: Eukaryota; Viridiplantae; Streptophyta; Magnoliopsida; Brassicales; Cleomaceae
Product: prostamide/prostaglandin F synthase
Exons: 7
Coding region: 86-877 (263 amino acids)
Molecular function (GO): antioxidant activity
Source: RefSeq, a predicted model, not a curated record
CCUAGUCUUUGAUUUCUCUCUGUUCAUCUCCCUCUUCGCGAGCAUCUCAGAACUUGAUAGAGGGCUUUGGCUUCUUUAUCCAUCCAUGGCUAUCCUCUCUCCACCAUCUCCGAAAUCUUUCCUUCUCCUUGGUUCCUCCGCUCCUCGGUUUCCAAAAUCCCUCCAUCAAUUUCGCUCUAAUAUAACUUCUUCGAUUACUCCUGUUUCCUUCCCCAGAUUAGAAUUCAGACACGCUCCACUUACAGCUUCCGGUCGACCUCGUAUUGUUGCCGGAGCCUCCCCUGGUGCAGUCGAUGGUUUCGGAGAAGACAUCGGCCAGGCUGUCGGCGGUGUCGCCAUAUUCACGGCUUCCGGCGAGCGCGUGCUUUUCAGGGACCUCUGGGAUCAGAACAACGGAUUGGCUGCAGUAGUGCUUUUGAGGCACUUUGGGUGCAUGUGCUGUUGGGAACUCGCGUCUGCUUUGAAAGAGGUGAAGCCAAGAUUUGAGCAAGCUGGUGUUAAACUGAUUGCUGUCGGUGUUGGAACUCCUGAUAAGGCCCGUAUGCUCGCAACCCGGUUGCCCUUUCCAAUGGAAUGCCUCUACGCUGAUCCUGAACGCAAGGCGUACGAUGUUCUCGGUUUAUACUAUGGUUUCGGUCGCACCUUCUUCAACCCAGCUAGCGCCAAGGUAUUUUCAAGAUUUAACGAGUUGCGAGAAGCUACAAAGAAUUAUACAAUAGAAGCCACUCCUGAAGAUAGGAGCAGUGUGCUGCAACAGGGAGGCACGUUUGUGUUUAGAGGCAACAAGCUGAUGUAUGGCCGGAAAGACGAAGGAACAGGAGACCAUGCUUCUCUCGACCAUGUUCUUGAUCUCUGCUGCAAAGCCCCUGUUGCUUGAGUGAAUCUCGAGAACCAUUCGUCCAUAAAAACGUAUGUUUCUUGGAUAUUAAUACAUUGCCAAGAACAUAUAACAUACAUUAGUGUAUAAAUAAAUAGGGUUAUUGUAUUGAUAAUAGUUAGCGAUGGAAAGAGUCGAGUUGACUAGUCAACACUAAUAGCAGAUUCGAGAAAAAUAAAAUAAAAUAAAAAUACGUGAAAAUAAAUUGCUUGA